Lolium perenne is the source of this 666-nucleotide messenger RNA. The record is from RefSeq and is a predicted model, not a curated record. Lineage: Eukaryota; Viridiplantae; Streptophyta; Magnoliopsida; Poales; Poaceae.
AUGCCUCAUAGCAUCAUUACAGAUAAUGGAAGUAAUUUUGAUUCCAAGGAAUUCCGCAAAUUCUGCGAUGAUGGUAAUAUCAAGCUUAAAUUUGCAUCGGUUGCACAUCCACAAACCAAUGGUCAGGUCGAAAGGAUAAAUGGUCUAAUAUGUGACGGCAUUAAAAAGCGUCUGACGAGCGCAGCUGGAGCUUGGGUCGAAGAAUUGCCAUCAGUGCUAUGGAGCCUGCGGACUACACCAAACAGGUCAACCAAGUAUACUCCGUUUUUCCUCGUGCACGGAGCCGAAGCUGUUUUGCCAGCCGAUGUUCGUUUUGAAGCUCCCCGAGUGACCGCGUACACAGAGGCAACUUCCAAUAUUGCACUACAAGAUGCUGUAGACCUUCUUGAUGAAGCUCGAGACAUUGCUUUGGCCAGGACGGCUGUAUAUCAACAAGCAAUUCGAAAUUACCAUAGUCGAAGAGUUCGCAACCGCGGUUUCAACAUUGGUGACAUGGUGUUACGACUGAAGCAAGAAAGAACUUUGAAACUUGAGUCUCCAUGGGAAGGACAGCUCAUAAUCACUGAAGUUAUACCAGGAGGAGCUUAUCGCCUCAAGAAUCCUGUUUCGGGCAAGGACGUUGACAAUCCAUGGAACAUCGCCCACCUGUGGCGAUUCUAUUCAUAG